Messenger RNA from Owenia fusiformis, 3436 nucleotides. The record is from the annotation of a GenBank genome assembly. Lineage: Eukaryota; Metazoa; Annelida; Polychaeta; Sabellida; Oweniidae.
CCAGCGCAUCCUUAAUUUGUUUUGAAGUUCUGAAUAAUUGUAUCCUGUAUUUAGGACGAAAUGUAAGGUGACCAAAUCACCUAUGAGAAUAGAAGGUAACUUACAGAUGAGUCCGACAUAGCAAGUUGAAUAGUUGAUGCAGCAGAAUCAUCAUCACCAUGGCAACCUCAUCAGAUAAAUCAGAGUUAUUAGAGAAGAAAAAAGAUCGAAUGGACUUGAACACUGAUGCGGAUUAUGGGACUGGGGAGGCGGAGGCUGAUGACGCUUCCCAAAAUGGGACAACCAGUCGUGACAUCAGACUCCGUGAUGUCAAAUUUGAAAGAGACAGAGAAGAGGUAGCGAAGAGUUACGAGUAUACCGUUGAGGAUGCCGUGGAAUGUAUCGGCUUUGGAGUAUUUCAAUGGAAGUUGAUCUUCAUGUGCGGCAUGUAUAGUGCGUGUGAUGCAUUUGAGAUGCUUCUCCUAGCUGUUCUCUCCCCCGUUAUAAGAUGUGAAUGGCAACUGGAAGAAUGGCAAGUCGCCUUACUCACAACAAUUGUGUUUGUUGGGAUGUUCAUAGGGUCUCCUAUCUAUGGCAGCUGGUCAGACACGUAUGGUCGUUUGCCGGUUUUGGGAAUUUGUGCAUCAUUGAUGUUCUACUUUGGAAUACUUACUGCACUUAGCCCCACCUAUAUUUGGAUUCUCAUACUAAGAGGGAUAGUGGGCUUUGGAUUUGGUGGAGCUGUCCAGUCCUUCACCCUCCUUGCAGAGUACUUACCUCGUCGUGUGAGAGCAAAAGUCUUAAUUUCAUACACGGCAUUUUGGGCUGCUGGUAGCUGUGUAGAGAUCUUUAUGGCUUUCUUAGUCAUUCCUACCCUAGGCUGGCGCUGGCUUGUUGGCUUCUCUGCUGGACCUAUGCUCAUCAUGAUUAUUUUACUCUAUUGGAUGCCAGAGAGUGCUAGAUUCCUGAUGGCGGCAGGGAAAAGAGACAAGGCACUACAAGUCUUACAAAGGAUGGCCAGGGAGAACAAGUCUAAACUUCCUGAUGGUGCAUUGGUAGAGUCACAAAAGCUAAAACGUGGUCACUUCACAGAUCUGUUCAAAGAAUACACAAGUACUACUCUGCCUCUUUGGAUGUUAUGGUUCUGUACAGCUUUCUCUUACUAUGGGGUUAUAUUGGUACAGGCUCAGAUACAUGAGUUUGCGAAAACUUGUGGCACAGCUGAUGUGAUUCCACCAGUUGGUGAUUGUCAUUGUGCACAUUUACUGGAUAGUGCUGCAUAUAAAGCAAUGAUUAUAGCGACAUUGGGAGAAUUCGUAUGCAUUCCAUUCAAUAUAAUAGCAUUAGACUGGAUAGGAAGAAAAAGGUGUAUCUCUAUAAGCCUGUUUUGUGCGUCCAUCUUGUUUUUCUGUAUACUCAUCUGUACACCACCAAUCGGGACUACUAUAUUUAUAUUUGGUAUACGAGGAUUCGCUACAUCAUUGUUCAACUCUGUAUAUAUCUACACAACAGAGGUUUACCCAACUGCAGUGCGAUCUUUAGGUCUAGGGUCUUGUAGUGCAAUGGCGAGGUUAGGGGCAAUGACCACCCCUUUUGUUGCUCAGGUCUUGUUGAAGCAAUCCCUAUUAGGGUCUAUAUGUGUGUAUGGGGUUCUGUGCAUGAUAUGUGCUGUAGUAGCCUGUUUGUUACCCAUAGAGACAAAGAAUAGAAUGCUUCUGCAAACUGGCAAAUAAUUAAAGAUCUUCAAUCUGCAACAAUACAAGCUGCAGUUCAUCUGGAUGGGCUGCGAUCUAAACUGAAAUACUGCAGCUCAACCAGAAUGUCUGCAAUCCAACCAAAAUUUCUGCGGUCCAACCAGUAUUUCUGCGGUCCAACCAGAUUUUUGCAGUCCAGCUAGAAUUUCUGCAGUUUAGCUCUUUGUCAACUACAAUUAAUAAACAUUUUGAAUAAAUCAUUGUAAACAUACUCAUUGAAGGCACAGACCUAUGAUAUACAUGUAUCACAUUACAUCAGUGAAUAACCUAUUUGUCAGAUGUGUAGUUUAUUCCACAUGGGCUUUAGAGGUAUUAAGUUGUUGUCUGUGUAAGCAUCAAGGAGGAUUGCCUCCCAGCAUGCUUUGCUGUGCCGAUUCUUUGACAUCAUGGAGGUCAUGACCUCAUGAUUCACACGUGACAUCUUACAGAAUGGCAUAAAGGACCAAUUUAGUAAUUAUAUUACCAUAUUGUCAUCUCGACUAUGAACUUGGUCUGGAGAUGACCAAUAGGCCUAAUACAUGUAGUAGUAUUAUUACCAAAUUGUUCCUUGCCAGGCAAACGAGGACUGGGAUAGAAUCUUGGUUAUCUGUCCUCUUUAAAAAUCCAUACAGUAUGUCUAGCUGUAUAGUCUCUAAUGUAGUUCAUACAUUAGGCUGGGAAAGUGGUCAUUUUACCAAGAAUUGUGAUUAAUGAUAGAUGAAAAUUAUGAUGAAUACUUUGUGAUAUGUUGUGAUAGAUCUCAUAACAACAAUUAUAGUGUUAACAUUAGUGUUAAAAAUUAUAUUGUUAACAUCUAUAGUGUUAACAAUUAUAGUGUUAACAUUUAUAGUGUUAACAAAUAUAGUGAUAACAAUUGCUAUGGCUUUAUGAGUAUCCAUGACAACAAUUGUGUUUAAAGUACUUUAACUUUAAACACAUCCAAUUACAAACAUACUUAAACAGUUAUGAGUAACUAUACUGAGGCCAUCUCAGAACUGGUGCAGUAAUCUCUAGAUUUCUUAAUAUUUGUUCUUGUUAAUGUAUUUUUCCUGGUUUCAAAUUGUAUUCAGAUUAAUAAGAGUGCUGUAAUUAGAACAAUUGAAAUGAUGAAUUAUUACUAUUAUGGCAAAAUAUUGUAUUAUGCUUCUUUCAGGCUCAACAAAAGAAAUACUCCUGUUCUUAAUUUUUUCAACACACCCCCAUUCAAUAAAAAGUAACUAAACAUAGUUUUGAAGUUUUGAGAUGUUAGAGACUGUGUUUUUGUCUGAGAAACUCAUUCAGGUUUUUGGUUAAAUCUCACAAGUUAUUUUGGUCUAACUCACUGGUUCUUUGAUUGAUCAGCCCAUAACAUGGAUUUAGAAAAUCACUGUCACACUCAAUUCAAUUCAAUUUUUAUUUAUUUAUCUCAUAAUAAAUAAAUUAUCCAACUUUUUCUGGAUGGUGUUCAGCAUUUGAUGUCUGUAACACUUUGCAAUAACUUUCAAGAUGGUGACAAUUUGUUAUGUUAUACCUUGUUGAAAAAGUGCUGUGUGUACAUAAAUCCUGAUGUACUAAUAUACAUUCCACUAUAGUUAUCAUAUCGUAGCCUAGCCUGAAAAAGAAAGCUUACAAAUAAUUUGUUUUGAGCUGAUGUUCAAAUCAUUUUAAAGAGUAUAAAUUAAUAUCUACAUCAAUAGCCUAAUCUGCAAAAGGCUACAAAGCCCAUUUAAAGCAGAUAUAUGAUU